CACCAUAUGUGAGUGUCUCAAGAAUUAACACGUAGAAAUGAGAUUAUUUAUAUGAGGGUGUUGUGUAUUGAAGGCACUACCGUAUCCCUGACCAAGAAACCAAUGGACUACAACAGAGAAACAAGCUAGUCACUGGAUCUACACGAGCAGGAAUGUCACCCUUAGCACAGUAUACACUGCUGUAGAUUGUAGGUUCAAAUCUCUUGUAACUUACUGAACAAUUUAUCCCCCGGCCACCCCAUUCCAUCGCCAUGACAACCACCUGUAUCGGGAAGUUCUGGGCUGUGACGUCAUUCCUAGCCUCCGCCGCCAUCGCUGUCGGUUAUUAUUUCCCUUACUGGCUGCAAGGGAACUUCGUCACGUUCGACGGGGCGGAAUUCCCGAUGUACUUCGGGAUUUUCCGUCGCUGCACCUACCCCCAACUGCAGGCCGAUGGCACCGUGGGGGUGGUGGAGGAGUGCGGGAGGUACUCGACGUUCAAUGACAUUCCCUCCAUCUUCUGGCAGAUUGGCACUGUGACUGUUGGCACUGGCGCGUGUCUGUCACUGCUGCUGUCACUGACAGCACUGGUCUCCCUCUGUGUGCGUGACAUCAUCACGGUGAGGCUGGCCAGGUUAACUGGCGUCAUGCAACUGUGUGCAGGUUUGCUUGUGGGUGGGGGUGUGGCCGUCUACCCCUACGGGUGGGACACGUCCCAGGUGCGACAAGUGUGUGGAGAGGACUCGGACAUUUAUAAGCUGGGUAACUGUUCUUUCUACUGGGCCUUUUACCUGACGGCCGUGGGGGGAGGGCUGACCAUCCUCUGCUCCACCCUGGCAUGCCACGCCUACAAACACAAGAUGGGGACACGGGCCAUCUAUGACGUCUGAAUGGGCACGGGCCAUCUAUGACGUCUGAAUGGGCACGGGCCAUCUAUGACGUCUGAAUGGAGGAGAUCAAACAAUUAUUAACGGCUAGACACUAGUCAGGCGCCAGGGGAUUUACACGGUCUAUAUACAAGUUUUAGGAUCCCGACAAAUACAUGAUGUCUAAUUACAAGUUAGGAUCCCGACAAAUACAUGAUGUCUAAAUACAAGUUAGGAUCCCGACAAAUACAUGAUGUCUAAAUACAAGUUAGGAUCCCGACAAAUACAUGAUGUCUAAAUAAAGUUAGGAUCCCGACAAAUACAUGAUGUCUAAAUACAUGUUGGGAUCCCGACAAAUACAUGAUGUCUAAAUACAAGUUAGGAUCCCGACAAAUACAUGACGUCUAAGUAAAGGAUCCCAAAGAAUGUGUUGUCUUCACUCACAUUAGGACCCGACAGCCUGUAUGACAUCUUACUUCAGGUUCACUUACCUGGCAAAUUGCGCUAUUUAUAGUACCUGCGAUUCUAGCUUGACCAGUCCGGCACUAAUGGCCAACAAAUCGUCGACACAAAUACUGUUAGCAGAUUGAUAUUAUCUAUUGUAUUGAUUGUUUAGAUUGUGAUUUUGAUUUGUGUGGAUUAAGUGCAAUGAAAAACUUAUAACGAAAUCUCAACAAUUUUGAAAAAAAAAGUUUAAUGCAAAACGAUUUAAGCUUCUUUUGAAAUCAACAGGGGUAGAUUGAUUGACGACUACAACAGAUAAUUUAUUUAGUUUUGGUAUCAAAUUUUUGAAAAGUCAGUGUCUGUUAAAAGAAUUAAUUUUUUUUUAAAAAGUAAAUAUAUUUGAAUUAGCAGUGAAAAUAAAUGAUGAUUGAAAUGUAGCGAUGGUCGCAGUAAAAUGUAAGAAAUGUGGUGUGCCUGACUCACGUUAGGAAAAUUAAAGGCGACUGGGGUUUGUACUGAUGAUAUGCCAAAAACAAUUUAAACAGGUCAACUCUAGUUCACCUGCACCGUGGUGUAGGAUCCACGUAACAAAAGGCUUAUCGUUAACCGCAUGGUCAAAUUAGAAUUAAAUUUCCCUUUUCAAAUGAUGUGAUAUUGUUGAACUAAUAGAAAGGAUAAAAUAAUUAUAUUUUUGAAUUAUUUAUAAAGCUUGUCACUCGUAACAAAGUCGUACGCCAAAUUAAUAAAACUAUUUAUAAACAAAUACCGCCGAGCGGAAAUAGAUUAUCAAUGUAUAUGAAAAUGUAUUCGCUUUGUACAUAUAUAUGUAUAUGUAUUGAAUAUGAAAUUGUAUACGUUAAUCUACAAACUAAAUGGCAAGUUAUACAUUGUUUUCUACAUUAAUUGUCGUACAGUGCUGUUAAAUUACAUUUUAUGUUUGGUGUCUUGUAAAU
Messenger RNA from Physella acuta, 2242 nucleotides. RefSeq names its product LHFPL tetraspan subfamily member 6 protein-like. Lineage: Eukaryota; Metazoa; Mollusca; Gastropoda; Physidae. The record is from RefSeq and is a predicted model, not a curated record. Gene Ontology annotation, cellular component: membrane.